GAAUGAUACGUGCAUAGAUGAUCUUACGUUGAAAAUCCUUCAGAAGGAAACUAAACUUAGGAUUGAAGGAGGAGAAGGAGAAGGACGGAUACUGGGAGAAGAAGGAGAAGGACGUAUACUAGGAGAAGGACGGAUUCUAGGGGAAGGAGUGAUUAAAGUAGGAAAGGAAGAUGGUGGAGGGAAGGAGAGUAUUCUGGUGAAACUGAAUUCUCGGUUAAAAAGUUUAGAGAAGAAUACGACCUCCUUAUCUCUCCUGGUUAAGAAGCUAAACAUGACGUCCUCUAUACAGACCUCGGAUAUGGAAAGGAUCCUUGAAGCUGUUAUCCGAGCUAAGGAGUCCUUCCAGGAGUCCAGCAAGGAGCAGUCCUCGUCCAGAUCUAGAAUGAGAACUCUCACGGAGAAGGUUGUAAAGCUGGAGGAAAAUAUUCAGGAUUCAUCGAACACAAUCAAGAUUAUUGUUUUCUCUCUGAUCUUGUUGGCAGGACUGUUCCUGUAUCUAGUCUGCUCUCUGGAGCCCAGGGGUAGGACGGAGAGGAGCAAGGAGACACGGGAGACAGGAACUAUGACGGAUAUGGAGGAGAACAUGAAAAUUGUGUCCAGUAAGGUUGAGAGUCCCCUGAGAGCGGAGAGAAGAUCAACCUGGUGUGGUCGCGGUAAUAAUGGAAAUAUUUCUCCGUUGAAUCAACCAACCAGGAGAAAUGAACCUGUCCCAGUUAACAAAAGAAUCAGGGAGAUACAAGGAGAUGAAUGUGGUUUGAGUAUUCCCUACUCAACUCCUAGCCAGGUGUUGAACAAUGAUGAUCAAACCAUUGAUGAAAUCCUUGCCAUCCUGAAUCCACGGAGCCUUGAACCUAUCCCUGGAGACGGAUGGAGCCCAUCCCCGAGUGUUACUUCUAAACCUCAAGCUGGGCGUCUCAAUCCAAUCCCGGAGUAUCCAGAACUAGAUUUAAGCCCCAGGGUUCAAGGUUCACAAGAGGAUUCUCUCUCAGGUUCAACUCUUCUGGAUUUACUCCAGGGUGGAGUAAUAUCUCCGAAACCUGGAUUAACACCGAACCGAAGAGUUACAUGGUGUGGUGGUGGUUCCAUACCUUACUCUGGACAAACUCCACCAAGUUUUAAACCUCGCUCCUAUUCUAAAGAUACCUGAACAUGCUUUUCUUUUAUAUUCGAUUUAUAAUUUCUGCAACCUACUGAAACAGUACUAGACUAAAACUCGUUUAAAAACACAAAAAUACAUCACAAAAUGCAAAAAGGUUAUUUAUGUUCCCUUGAGAUUGAUUUUGGGUCAAAUAUAGAAAUUGGAAGUUCUUAAUAUAUUGAAAAAGUGCAAUAUUAAUUUUUCACAAAUUGUCAACAAGCUUGUUCGUUUAAACAUUUGAGAUUUAUAAACUUUUUUGACAUUCAAUGUAUAAACAUUAAACAUAUUUAGUUUUAUAUUAAUUAUAGAUACCAAGUAUCUUCUAAGCUUUAAAUAAUGAUAGCUUUGUAUUUUUUUUUGAUAAAUGUAUUUUUUAAUUCUUUUUGUUCCAGAGAUUUUUCCUUGAAAAGGAAAAAAAUAUUUGAGGGUUUUAUCAGAUCGCUUUUUAAACAUUUUUUUAAUCUUCAAAACUUUAUUUUUGAAGUAUUAUAUAUUCCCUAUUUAUGUGGGACAAAAUCUUAAUUAUUUUAAAACUUUAGAAACAUUGAUUUUUCUGUGAAUGUCUUGUCAAAAUACUUCUAUUUUUUAAUGUUUUUUUUAUAAAAAAGUUACCAUAUUUUCUUAUGAAAAUUAAAUGAUUUAUGAAAACACGCAAAUGUGAAUUUUUAAUUAUUUAAAAUGAUGCAAACUUGUAAAAGUUGUAAGUUUCUUUACAGUUUAUUGUGAUCUUAAUUCUAAAUUUUUAUAUCAAAAUAAUUAAUCAGAAUUUAUUUUGUAAAUAAAUAUAAAACGCAACUGAA
Molecule: messenger RNA, 1938 nt
Organism: Eurytemora carolleeae
Lineage: Eukaryota; Metazoa; Arthropoda; Copepoda; Calanoida; Temoridae
Product: SUN domain-containing protein 2
Biological process (GO): protein folding in endoplasmic reticulum
Cellular component (GO): cytoplasm; membrane
Source: RefSeq, a predicted model, not a curated record